Molecule: messenger RNA, 4306 nt
Organism: Dunckerocampus dactyliophorus (ringed pipefish)
Lineage: Eukaryota; Metazoa; Chordata; Actinopteri; Syngnathiformes; Syngnathidae
Gene: epm2a
Product: EPM2A glucan phosphatase, laforin
Exons: 4
Coding region: 115-1074 (319 amino acids)
Biological process (GO): protein dephosphorylation
Cellular component (GO): cytoplasm; nucleus
Molecular function (GO): starch binding; protein tyrosine phosphatase activity; protein tyrosine/serine/threonine phosphatase activity
Source: RefSeq, a predicted model, not a curated record
GGGAGCUACUAGCCUGCUGCCUUACGCCAUCUUUACUUCCGUCAACACCGGUGAGUGUGGUUUAAUUUUAGACGGCAACGCAAACUGUACAAGAUAACUUAAGGACACAACAGCAUGGCAACCAUGUUAUUCCGAUUCGGUGUCAUUCUCACUCCGGACUCGCCGAAUGUUGACUUAUUUAUUUUGGGCUCCCGUGCGGAAAUGGGCCAUUGGGACCCGGGAAAAGCGGUCCGGAUGAGAGCGAUUCGCAGCUCGGUGUCUACCCGGGAGCCGUGCCUCUGGAUCGGGGACGUGCUGCUGCAUGAACCUUAUAGAGACACACUGUGGUUCAAGUUUCUGAAAAGGACAGAAGGAGCGUAUAUCUGGGAAGGUAACGGGCCCCACCAUGACAGAACAUGCUGUUACGAUGAGCAGAACGUGGUGGAUGGCGUCUACUGCCACCCCAUUGACCACUGGAUCGAGGAGGCGGGCCACACGGACGAAAUGAAGCACACCAGCAACUUUUACCUGAGCGUGGCUGGUCAGAAUGCCAUGCAUUUCUCCAGGGUGCUGCCGCGGCUUUGGUUGGGCAGCUGUCCUCGACUGGCGGAACAUGUGACGAUCAAGAUGAAGCACGACCUCGGCAUCACGGCGGUGAUGAACUUCCAGACAGAGGGAGACGUGAUGAACAACUCUCACGGCUGCAGGCGAAACCUUGGGGACGCCAUGACGGCCGACACCAUGAUGCAUUUGUACAACGACUGCGGCCUUGUGUACGUGUGGAUGCCCACGCCCGACAUGAGCACUGAGGGUCGCGUCCAGAUGCUUCCCCAGGCUGUCUUCCUACUUCAUGGCCUCCUAGAGAACGGCCACACCGUCUACGUCCACUGUAAUGCCGGAGUGGGUCGGUCCACGGCUGCCGUAUGCGGCCUGCUCAUGUACGUGCUGGGCUGGAGCCUAAGGAAGGUGCAGUACACGCUUGCAGCCAGGAGGCCCGUUGUGUACAUCGACGAGGAAGCUUUAGUGCGGGCCCAGGCGGACUUUAGACGCAAGUUUGGACUACUGAGAUCGUCCAUCUCUUAUACAGAGACAUGAGGGUGGAGAUUCCAAGAAUUGUGACUUUGAACGCCUGCAAUCCAUCUGUGGGGCUUUUCAGCUGUGUCUUAUCCCCAAAUUUCCAGAAGGUGAUCCGCGGCUGCGCAUGCUGCACCCAAUUAAUUCAACUUUUCUAGAGAUACAACACGCUUGGAGUUAGAAAUUCUCUGUCGGAACCUUUGAAUUGGCAUUUUGAGAAAGCUCUGGGAGAGUUGUGGCCCAGACGGCUCACUGAGCUUGAUAUCAUUUCAUUGUCCUGUUAGCAAAGGAUCACAAUGCACUUUUUGACAAGCCGCGCACUGAGUCUGUGAUUUAAGAGUUUUGUGUGUUUUGUGCAUGCAGAAGACUUGCAAUGAUAGCAGUGAUGGGUGAGUCAUAUAAGGAUGCGUGCGUAAACAGCAUGAAUGUGUGUUUUGUGAACACUUGUUCAUAGGAAUUAACUGGAAAAUCAAACUGGUAAUGGAGGCAAACUGGUUUACAAACACAACAAAAAACAUUUUCACAUAAGCAGGCAUGCAUUCCAACUAAUCUACAUUUUAAAAAUGAAAUCUUUGACUAUCAUUAAGGGGAGAAAAAUACAUUCUUUGUGUUUCAGCUGAAAAAAAAACCCAGAAAAAUUGGAGGUACUUGCUUUUUAUUACAUCAAAAAUAGAGGAAAAAACACAAUUAAUAUUUUAAUAAAUAUUACAAAUAAAUAAUUUUUUAUAUAAAAUAAUACAUAAAAUACAUAAAUCAUAGUAAUUUAGCAACCCUGUUAAGUUUGGUGACAUUUGAUUAUUGUUAUUUUUUUAAAUUAAUAAAAACAUUUAGAUAUAUAGUACAUGCCUUUCACUGGACGGCGACAUUGUGUUAAAUAAAGAAUAAUAUAAAUAGCUGUAGCAUCUACCAAUCACCUAUACCAAUUCCUAUUAAUCGUAGUAUAAUUUCCUAGUGAUUGAGAUACCUGGAACUGAAAGGAAUAGCCUGACCUGUCUAAAGACAUCUUAAGCCAUAAUAAGUGAUUGAUUUGCGGUGCACAGCCUUCUAGUAAUGCAGUUAUGAAUGGAGGUAUUCAUCAAAACGAUGUUCAUUGCAGUGCUGUAAGGCUAGGAGUCGGCCUUAUAUUCAAAGGAAUUGAAGACGUAUUCCACAAAUGUCCUUCCUCUAGGGUUAUGAGUCACUGUGUUUUUUAAAUUCAGUUAAGGUUCGUGGCGGGUUCAAAGACAAGUUGGGCGUGUCAAACAGAAAAUGCCAGUAAAUGCUCAGUUCAUUAAAAAAAGAUGACAGCAUCCUAUUGUUGGUAGCUCACCAAGCAGAGUAUUUGUUGUCAUAAUGACACAAUGCACACAUCCACGUCUUGCAUAGGCUCAUUAAAUGAUCCUGUGACACUGCCAACAUGAACUUUAGGCUGCCAUUCAUCCUUCAUGCACUUAAGGCACACACAUUCAUCACUGACAAGUAGAAUUUUUGUAUGUAUAUUUUUUUAACUAACGCACUGGCACAAAUGAUUUACAUUCAUCACAGCCACUUUCUUUCUAGUCUCUCGGAGCAAGUCUUAUCGUUUGCAUGGUCUGGUGGGGGGGUGGGCUGCCAGUGUGUCAAAGAAAGAAUCCUGCAAUGACUCUUGACUUUGCUCCCAGGCAGAGAGGCAGCCACCCUCACAUGAACCUGGGAAAUAGUCUCAUUUAUCUGUGCAAUUUUGCCACAUCCUUGGCAAGAUGAGGAGUAAUUGGCUACACAAGCAACGUGUGGUAUCCUUGAUUGGCUCGAUCUUAAUGAGAAAAGCUGAGCCCAUGUAUCAGAAAUAUAUCGUGAAAAUAGUCAACGGGACAAAAAAGUAAAGUGCAGUUACAGUCUAUAGGCAAAUUUCUUGUUGUCUACUACUUACACUCGAGGGAGUGAUGGAAUUUUACAAAAUGGGAUAAAACCGGUCAUCCCAGCACAGUUUCUUACAUACGUGAUAUCAUAUACAGGUAUAGCCUUAAAACGGACCCAUACAUUAAGAAUCAAAACAUCCAUCCGUCCAUUUUCUAUGCCGCUUAUCCUCACUAGGGUUGCAGGGGUAUGCUGGAGCCUAUCCCAGCUGACUUCGGACAAGAGGCGGGGUACACCCUGGACCGGUCGCCAACCAAUCGCAGAAAAUCAAAACAGAAUUUACACAUGUGGUGCCGCAAGUGUUUUAAUCAAGCUUUCACUGAGGCGACGGCUUGAUCCCGGAACUGCUUGUCCAGCACCCAUGAAGAAGGGCUUAUGAAAUUAUUAUGCAGAAGCAGGCAACCACCUUCAACUACCUUGAAUGCAUUACUUGCACUGAGAGUCACUAUAAAGGCAAGCUGAGAGAUAUUCAAUUAAAUGCAGCCUUUGUCUCAGGGCACCCUCAUAAUGACCACACUGAUGUAUGCAGACUCGCUGUGUGUCUCAUGCAAUAUAAAAAACUGUUUACUCCUGCAGCCCAUAAAUGCAUCCUAAUAAUUUCCUUAUCAUUGCCUCUCUUUGACUGUAGCCUGAGUGCUCUUAUUUUAUGCAUUUUUAUUUUCAUGGCCACUCUCUUACGCUUCCAUUAUGCCUUUCAUUUAUUCAUUUUAAAGCAUUUCACAGCUCCAUUAUGCCACAGACUUUAUGUUUUUUUGACCUUCAAACCAAAGUUUUAUUACUUUUUGGGGACCACAAAUGCAAUCCAUGGAAAACCGUAGGGCAGGAAUGGCUAAUUUGCACAACAUUUGGAUGUUAUUAUUUCAUUUUCAAUCAUCUCAGCUCACAUAUCACAGCGCCAACAUGAAUAAAACAUUUCUGCACAUUGUUCUUAUGGUCAGCAAUACGCAGCAACGUCUAAACACUCUGCACUCAGAAAUGAUCCAAAACCAAAAACACACAAACAAAAUAAAACACAAGCAACAGGAUGUGGAAAUUACAUAAACAUUGCACAAUCAAAAACUAAUGCUGCAAAUGCCAAACACAAACGACAAAACCACAUGCCCAUGCCCAUGCCCAUGCCAAGGCUACCCAGGAUGCCAGACCUCCGGAUUAUCCACAGAGCCACCCCUGGCCAAAAUGACCCCAGCCCCUCACCCGCCGACCCUUUUGUAUCACAAACUGGGACACCAGUAAUUCUGGGCUCCAUGAAAAAAAAUCAUAUUGGGCCCCCCCUCAGCAGCUGUGGUCACCGCAUCUCUGAGACCAAACUGACCCAUUCAAAGCUAUUUUCAUUCUAUUUGACUUGAACCUGACGCAUGUUUUAGAGCCAUACAAAUAA